Messenger RNA from Linum trigynum, 964 nucleotides. The record is from the annotation of a GenBank genome assembly. Lineage: Eukaryota; Viridiplantae; Streptophyta; Magnoliopsida; Malpighiales; Linaceae.
ACCACAAAAAAAUCAAAGAAGUUUGAGGAGGAGAAGCUCUAGUUGCUGCUGCAAAAAUGGCUUCCAGAAUGGCAGAAUGAUGUUAUCACAGGUUUCACUUACCGUCUUCCAGAAUGGCAGAAUGAUGUUUUAUUUUAUUAUUCAAUGCCAAUUGUGGAUGAUGAUAGUUUGAAUGUGCUUUUCAAUUUUAUCGCACAAAACCCUUAUUGUUUGGGUGCUGAGAUACAUGUUGAGCUCUGUGAGAAUCAGGAUGGAGAGGAAGAAGAUACAUGGAGCAUGCCAUCCGAUCAUGACGAUGUUGACAGAGAGGAGGAUGAUGCAGAAGAGGAGGAGGAAGAUGGCGAAGGAGAGCAACCUAAUUAUCCUCCAUAUUUUUACUUGCAGGAUAAUGAAGAGGACGACGAAUUAUCAUAUGUAGAUUCAUAUGGCGUAAUUCCAAUGCCUGUUGUUGGUAGCUUUGAAGGAGAAUUCUACAAGGGGCAGAUAUUUCACUUGAAACAAGCUGCACAGGUGGGGAUUAAAUACCACACACUACAACGCAACUUUCAAUAUGGUGUGGUGGAGUCGUCACCUUCAAUCUGGAAGGUCAGAUGAUUGAAGCACAAGGAUGACAAUUGUCCUUGGAUGGUGCGGUUUGGAUGUCGAGAUGUUGGAAGCGAAUGGACUAUCAGAAAGGCCGAGUUGGUGCAUUCUUGUAGCAGCACGACUCAACCGACGGAUCAUCGCCAUCUUGAUGUCGAUAUUAUAUCUGAGGCCGUCAAACAUUUGGUACGUGCCUAACCAAAUAUGAGUGUUCUAACUGUGCAAACCGAGUUGAAAGAUAAGUUUAAUAUGCAAGUUACUUACAAGAAGGCUUGGUAUGUGAAACAAAGAGAAUUGGAGAAGUUGCAUGGAAAUUGGGAAGAAUCCUACGAUUAUUUGCAAACAUUCUUGCGGGCGGUAAAGAUAAAAAUGCCAAUAUCAG